Aphanomyces astaci is the source of this 1926-nucleotide messenger RNA. RefSeq lists its product as hypothetical. The record is from RefSeq and is a predicted model, not a curated record. The transcript has 2 exons. Bases 21 to 371 code for a protein of 116 amino acids. NCBI's taxonomy places the organism in Eukaryota, Oomycota, Saprolegniomycetes, Saprolegniales, Verrucalvaceae.
CUGUAAUACUUACUGCACUCAUGGAAGUGAUCAUGGCCGACGAAGUAAAGCCGCCGCCGGCACCCACGCGCAUGUCCUACGUGGACAUCUUCCAACUUCUGCAUUCAGAUGAUCCAAACAAGACGGCCAAGCUUGUCGCCGAGUAUGAAGCCGUUCGCUUGGAGACCAAGGAGAACGGCGGCGCGUCCGGCGAUGAGUCAAGUGGGGACGACGACGACGACGACGCUGCCACAACCCCCACACGUGCACACUCGUCUGGGUCGUCCUCCCGUCGCCAUCCCGACAAACCCAAACGCUCUUUCGUACGUGUAUCUUCCCCAUCAGCACACACCCUUCCUUCGACUUCUCCAUCACACACACUUCGUCCAUAGACGCAAAUGACAUCGGACGAUCGACCAUACCCGCGCGGACGCAUCCCAGCGGGGUCGGGGCGUCAGCCCAAGUUGAAAAAGUCCAAGUUGAUGCAAAAGAUCACCGGGCGCAAGAAUGCGCGGCCAGUGCCGAUGCCCGGGAUGUCCUAAGCAAGCAUCGUCCUCUCCACCACCGCGUUCCAUGCCAAAAGCUUUGAACUCGGCCAUCCACACGUUGAACACAUGUCAUAUUUACAUAGGUACUUCUUUGGCUUAGUCGUCGUCGCUGUAAUCGACUUCGCAUUCGUCGACUUCAUACUGGGAAUGCCGCGCGGGGUUUAGAAUGUCGCGCAACUGCAACGACCCCGUGUCCGAGUCGGGCGUGUAAUGGCCGCCGUCGCCGCCGCCGUCCUUCUUGUCCUGCAGCAUCUCAAUCGUUCGUGCCAUGACGGGUCGUUCCGGCGUCGAUCGGUCGGCAGAUGCCGCUAAUCUCUCCGCGGGAGCUUCUCGGUCAUUCGACGACGACAGCUGGUGUCUGGAUCUUGCCGGGGACGACUUGCUGCCUUGGUCAAGCCGAUCCGCACGUCGGAAUGAGUCGUCUCGACUUGUGACAGCGCUGCUGUAAUCCACAUGGGGGCGGCCCGUGUAAAAGUCCGACGACGCCGGAGGUCGCCCUGUGACAUCGUUGUCGUCGUUAUGCCGGGGCCGUUGGUUCCGAUCGUGUGCAUACGCACACUCUUUUCGCUUCACUUGGGCAUUGUCCCCAGUACUUCGAGACGUGGUAGCAGCAGCACCACCACUCGACGAUGGGAGAUUUCCCCCCUCGUCCGAAUCUUUGGCGGGUUUGCUGGGCGUAUUCCUUUCCUUGGCUUCCCAUCGUGAACUCCCGCGACCAGCGGGCACCGGCUCGGAGGACGCUUGAGGUGGAUUGUCCGGACGCCGACGGGACCUCGACCGUCGCGGUUCGCGAUGGUCCGGACGCCCGCGGGACCGCGACCGCACAGUUCCCAGCGAACCCCCCCCCGAUCGGGCGAUUUCCCCCAGCGUGCGGCUGCCGCCCGUAGCUGAUCUGUCUUGGUUUGGCAAUGCCGAUCGGGUGUCUUGGGUUCGAGGUCUGUCACUGGUGGAGGCGUACGGAGCCGUCCGACCCGCGGCGCUGAGGGAGUCGGUGUAACCUGUCGAGUGGUGUGUGCUGUGUCUGUCUGCGCUGCUGCUGCUCUGUCGUCGCGGGGCGUCUGCAAAACACGACCGACUCGACACGUCCCCGCCGCCAGCCCGUGCAAUGUCGCCAAUCGUCGGCUGCGACUGCCGGCCGGAUGGAGGAGGGGAGCGGGGUGCCCGUGCCCGCGACCGCGACCGACGAUCCAACAAGGAGCCGCCACCUGCCCGCGCCAUCUCGCCGAUCGUCUGCGGUCGGUUCGAAACAGGAGGACCUCGGUCUCGGGACCGAGGUCGACACGACAACGAGCCGCCGCCGGACCGGGCAAUGUCGCCGAGGGUUGGCUGCGGGCGACUCGACGGAGGAGGACGCCGGUCUCGUGAUCGGGACCGACGAUCCAACAACGAACCGCCGCCC